Closterium sp. NIES-65 is the source of this 414-nucleotide messenger RNA. The record is from the annotation of a GenBank genome assembly. NCBI's taxonomy places the organism in Eukaryota, Viridiplantae, Streptophyta, Zygnematophyceae, Desmidiales, Closteriaceae.
AUGGGGAACAGAGAGUGCUGGCUGCGCCUGUGCCUGUGGGGGCAGAGAGGGGAUGAGAUUCUGAGAAAAGAAGAGGGGUUGCGUGUGGGGCAGGAUAUGGCUGCCACUUGCAAAGCUGUGCUGUGCGUUCGGUUGCAUGCUCGGGGUCCGGUGGUUGCUCGUUCUGUGCUGGCUGCCCUUGACCCAACUGUGUGCUUCCCGGCAGUUCCAGCUGUGUGUCCCUCUGUUGCUCUGUCCCUUCCCUGCGUCCCCCCUGUUGCGCUCGUGUCGGUGCACCCCGUGCUGUGUUCAUAUCUGCGCGUGCUGCUGGCCGUCCGUAUUGUGAUGGGAGCUGUGGUGCAAUGCGGAGUGCGUACUCUUGUUGCCACUGUGUUGGUUGUGUGGUGUGGGCUGUUCCCCAGUGGAGCCGCCUAG